This is a messenger RNA of Pyricularia pennisetigena, 870 nucleotides long. RefSeq lists its product as uncharacterized. The record is from RefSeq and is a predicted model, not a curated record. The transcript has 2 exons. Bases 1 to 870 code for a protein of 289 amino acids. NCBI's taxonomy places the organism in Eukaryota, Fungi, Ascomycota, Sordariomycetes, Magnaporthales, Pyriculariaceae.
AUGACAACAUCACCACCUCCACGGGUCUUCCCGCCAACGCGCCCCUCAGAGCUGCUGUCGUUACUCAUCUCGCAAUGUGUAUAUCCAACGACCUUGGUGAUCUGCAGCUCUCGGGGUGAAUUCAUGGCCUCGCUCGUCGACGACUUCCGGACCAGCGGACAUGACCAAAGGCCAGGCUGCCCAGAACCUGCGUCACACAUGGAGGAGCGUCAUAGCAAACACGGAGACCUCGUCAAGGGGAAAGGAAAGGAAAUGGUGUCCCAGGAGGAGAACCCAAAGGCCUCCGUUGUCGACGAUGACGACCAACGAAAGGCGCAGCUCCUCGCAGCGCCGCUAUUCCAGGUUGCCAUCUCGCGGCAUAUCCGCGUGGUAUUUGUGCCUACCGUUUCGCACCUGCGCGCUUUUCUGGCGGUAUUCUCAACCCUGGAAUCGGCAUCCAAGGUCCGCCCACCACCGGCGCCGACGCGAACAGACCUGGAAACGCCUUCGGUGCAUGAGCCGCCGUGGCUGCUCGUCUACGACUUCUUGGCUCUUCAUCGCGACACCAGCGAGUGGAGUGCUCAGGGGAUCGGCUUCACGGCUGCGAGUCUGGUUGAGGCGGCACAUAGGAACAAGCUCGCUGCCGUCAUCGUGGAAGCGCAGUCUUCUGUACCACCUGGCGCUGCAGUCGAUAGCUUUGAGCGCCUGGCGACGGAGGAUAUUCCCGUCUUGAGCGUGACUGCACGGCGUCUUGGCCAAGAUGGGGAAGUUGGGAAUUGGAUAGGGAGAACAGUGCCGGCCGAGAGGGUACUCGGUAGAUGGUUUCGUUUUCAGCGACAGGAGUCGCUACAAUCUUACAUUUAUACGGCGUCUACGGAACUGCGAGCUUGA